Molecule: messenger RNA, 984 nt
Organism: Anguilla anguilla (European eel)
Lineage: Eukaryota; Metazoa; Chordata; Actinopteri; Anguilliformes; Anguillidae
Product: cell cycle regulator of non-homologous end joining
Exons: 3
Coding region: 188-784 (198 amino acids)
Biological process (GO): negative regulation of double-strand break repair via nonhomologous end joining; double-strand break repair via nonhomologous end joining
Cellular component (GO): nucleus; cytoplasm
Source: RefSeq, a predicted model, not a curated record
CCUCCGUGAAGAGGAAGCCUCCAGUCCAGAAGAGGGCGCACUACGACAGAAUGAACAGCGAUUUUCCGCACAGGUUUUGUAACAACAGGAAACAGGUAAUGCUUCUGGUUGUUGUAGUUAUUAAUAAGCCCAAACUUCGGCAGUAUCUUGUCUCUAUGGGCCGAAGUUGUGUUUUUUGUGCGCGGAUAUGAGCGACAAGCGCCGGGAUCUUCCAUCCUGGAUGCUAGGGGGAGACGCGAAGCGAAACGAGAAAGGAGAGUUCCGAAAGAGCGUGCCAACACUGGAAAAAAAGAAAAGAACAGGAGUCCAGAGGGAGACGCUGUAUUUCAUGAACGAGGCUGAGCUCGUUGACGCAGCGUUGAGAGUUCUGACUGAAGGAGGUGGGGGGAACCCUGGAACUGGAACCCGCGCGCUGCAGCAUAAGACAGAGGCUGAAAAGAAUACGCGAGAGUGGCUGGCGAAGACAAAUGGUGACUCUAUAAAGAGAAAAAAGCAACCGAUGUUUGAAUCGGACACGGAGGAGGAAUCGUCGGGCCGCGAAUUAAGCAAGGAAACGUGCAUCUCCGAGACGGAUCCGGAGGACUUGGCGGAGAAGGCAACGCUGCCUUACGCGCCGGCGCUGGAGCCCGGAGAACGAGGCGCGGAGGGCGCGGCGGAGCGGGACGCCGAGGAGCCGGCCCUCCCCGGCCGCGGCGUCGCCCCAGAGCCGGACCGAGGGAGCGCCUCUCCAGGGGCCUCGGACGACGAAGCUCUCCGCCUCGUGAGGGAAAUCUUCUUCACGUGAGCGGCUGUCGCGAGAAUCGCUGACCAGCGUGACCGCGCACCUGGUCGUGCGGGUAAUAAAGCUUACAGACAGAAUGGCUAGCUGACUGUGUGUGUGUGUAAGAGAAAGAUAGACAACCAAUACUGGAGACACUAAUGGAUGGAAAACCUAAACACUGCCUGAACACUGACACUAACGUUGAAUAAAAGUAGUGAACAACA